AUGACGCGUAGCUAUUUAAACGGCAAGUUUCCUCGAAGUGAAUUAGUCGUUGCCUGUUGUAUCCAGAGACCAUUUAAUAAGAAAUACUCGAAAACAACCAUGAAUUGUGCAAAAAUAACGAUCGCGCUCAUGUUUUUGGCUUGUUUUGCUAAUGAACUGGUCGGAGCUUGUAACAAUUGGCGAUCAGCCGGUACCUACGAGCCUGCACCAACUUGCUUCGCCGUUUGCCAAGCCAGGUGCAAGCUGUUUUUCAAUACUGCGGAAUUCGAAUGUCCAAUAAGUGCCAAAGUUUUCGCACAAUGUAAAUGUUGCGGCGAUUGAUCGACCGAAAUGCUUUGUAAACGUUAAAUAAACGUUACUGAAUUUCUAUUA
Messenger RNA from Trichogramma pretiosum, 372 nucleotides. RefSeq lists its product as uncharacterized. The record is from RefSeq and is a predicted model, not a curated record. Lineage: Eukaryota; Metazoa; Arthropoda; Insecta; Hymenoptera; Trichogrammatidae. Bases 1 to 321 code for a protein of 106 amino acids. The transcript has 3 exons.